AUGGACUGGAAAGACACUCCGGACCCAACUAAAGCUCGGAAUCUUGAAUCAGCAGCUCGCAGGAUGCGCUUCCAGGCUCUUGGCCGCGCCUGUGCCGAUGCGGACAUCAACACUCUUCUUUUGGCCCAUCAUGCCGACGAUCAAGCAGAGACUGUAUUAUCAAGGAUACAUAGCGGAUACACGGGAACCGGUCUGAAAGGCAUCCAACCCAGGAUGCCCAUUGGAGAAUGCGAUGGGAUCCAUAAAGUGUCCAAGUCUGGUACCUACCGACACUUAGACAAUACCAGGAACUUGACAUCCGCCUACGUUGAGUCUGGUGGAGUCGUGGUGCAUCGACCGCUCCUCAGUUUCACCAAGCCAGAGCUCAUCACGACUUGCGUGGCGAAUGGUGUGAAAUGGCACGAAGACGCGACAAACGCCGACAAAACUCUGACUCCACGCAAUGCAAUUAGACAAAUGCUCGAGUCCAAUGCUAUGCCAUCUGCCCUAAGUUCUGACCGCUUGAGGAAGCUGGCUACGAACAAGUGGAGCAAUCUUGCAUUGUGCGAGAAAACAGCCGAAAUCUACUUCAACCUCUGUCAAAUUGAAUUGGAUCCAAAGAACAGCUCUGUUUCGUUCAAGGUUUCCCCACGCGUUGAGGAGCGGCUGGCUCGCGACGAAGACUCUCAGCUCGUGGCCGCAAUACUAAUGCGUAGGUUCUUUUCUCUUGUGGAAGAUCAGACUAAACUUGCAUUGCGAGAUCUUGAUUCGGCUGUGGGAUUUGUCUUCCCAUCUCUUUUUGGAGAAUGGCGGAAAUCAUCGGAUAGUGUCAAUGCCGGAAAUGUCACUCUCCGCGAGGACUCUUCGCCCCAGACGAACAAGACAGAGAAUGACCAAAAGAGAUAUCUAAUCUUCCCACGGCCAGUACGAGCGCCGGAACAGUUUACUCAGACUCUCCUGGAAAUCACAAAACAUAAUCAGAGCACCUCCAAGGAAGCCGUGUGGACAGAGACAAACCUCUUCCACGAGCGAUGGUGGAUAAAGCUGAGAUAUGUACCAGCCAAUGUUCCAGUAGGAACAUCUGUGGUAAUCAGAUUUCUACGAAAGGGAGAAUCGAUCAAGACAGGCGAUGUGUGGUAUCCAAAACCUGGACUCGCUCUAUUGCCGGCAGCCAAACUUCGUCACACAAUCCCUGUGAUUGUAGAGACACAUGAAUUCAAGAAUCAAGCUGGANGUCAUGAACAAAAAGAGACCAUCCUGGCCUUUCCCAGCAUUGGGUUGACAAGUCCUGCUUGCUCAUCAUUCAAAGGUCGCAAAGCUAUUAGCAGCCCGUGGGAGUACAUUUGCAUUUACAAGGAUAUCGAUUUUGUCGCGAGCGAGAAUCAUACUGUCAAGAUUGUAGCGCGCAAGAAGUCCAAUUUGUCUUUGUCUACAAAAUUUGACGCUCAUAGGAGAUAUUCCAACGUCAAGGGGGAGAUGUCGAGCUUGGAGCAUUCGUCUGAGGUACUUCGCCAGCCAGAACGUACUGAACAGGAAUAG
Messenger RNA from Aureobasidium uvarum, 1518 nucleotides. The record is from the annotation of a GenBank genome assembly. Lineage: Eukaryota; Fungi; Ascomycota; Dothideomycetes; Dothideales; Saccotheciaceae.